This is a messenger RNA of Eurytemora carolleeae, 3968 nucleotides long. RefSeq lists its product as uncharacterized. The record is from RefSeq and is a predicted model, not a curated record. Lineage: Eukaryota; Metazoa; Arthropoda; Copepoda; Calanoida; Temoridae.
GAUGUAUCACUGGAAUGUAUGCUGGAUUUCAUCAGUAUCAAUGUAAUGAGGAUCACCCAAUCUCCCGAGUACGCUGUCAGCAACAUCAUCCAGGAAAAUGUUUCCUAUGUACUAACCCAGGUUGGAAGUUGUGCCAACAAGUACCAGCUGUUUCAGAAGCUGACCGCUAGAAACCUCCAAUCCAUUGCAAUCCGGCAGGUCGGGACCAAGCUAGUGCGGGUGUUUAGUGCAUCAGGUAGUGAGAGCAUAGAGAUAGUUUGUCAAAAUUCAAAUAAUACAAUGUAUUUUGGAAAAAAUACUGAAUGCAAAGAGGAUGAGGAAUUUGUAAAUAAGAUGCAUGAACCAGAUAAUAAGAUUUCAACAAAUCCAAAGAAUUAUCAACUUCAUUCAGCUUUUGAUGUUCCAAAAGAAUUAAGCCCUACUAAACUUACAAAAGGAUUUAAUACUAUUCUCGAAUUUGAAAAAAAAGAUAAAACUAUUACAGAACAGGAAAACACGCAACAGUAUGUGCAGGAUUAUACUAAAGCAAAAAAAGUUCAGGGGACUGAAAGAAACAUAUGUUUAGUGGACAAUACUGGAGACAAAAAAUAUGUUGGAGAGGACAGUAUCAUAGAUAAAAGUACUGUAGUCAAUAUCGAUGAAAAUGCAAGUGUUUUAGGGAAAAUUUACAUAGCUAAAAGUGCAGUUCAUAAUAUUAAAACAGUGGAAAGUGUAGCACAGCAAAGUAGCACAGAUACUAAUAUAAUUUGCAUCAAUAAACCAGAUGAAAGUAUUGUAGAAGAAAGUGCCAUUGCUAAAAAUACAGUUGACAAUGCUAAUGCUAAAGUGGUAUUGGUCAAUUCUGAAGAACAGGAAAGUGCUAUUGCUGAAACUAAAGUGGAAUUGGUUUGUACUGAAGCACAGAUAAGUACCAUAGCUGAAACUGUAAUGGUUAAUGGUAAACUUAAGGAAAGUGCCAUAGCUGAAACUGACGUGGACAUGGUCAAUACUGAACCAAAGGAAAUUUGCUUAGCUAAAACUGAAGUGGUCAAUACUGAAACAAAUUCAAGUACAAUAGAUGAAACUAAGAUAAAAGUGGAAAAUACUGAAACAAAUGAAUGUGCUUCAACUGAACCUGAAGUGGAAGUGUUCAGUACUGAAAUAAAGGAAUGUACAAACACUGCAACUAAAGUGAAGGUGAGAGAUACUGACGCAACUGAAUGUGCAAUAGCUGAAACUGAAGUGGAAGUGUUCAAUACUAAAGUGGUCAAUACUGAAAUAAAUGGAAGUGCAAUAGCUGAACCUGAACUAAAAGUGGAAAAUACUGAAACAAAUGAAUGUGCUUCAACUGAACCUGAAGUGGAAGUGUUCAAUACUGAAAUAAAGGAAUGUACAAUAUCUGAAACUGAAGUGAAAGUGGUCAAUACUGAAAUAAAGGAAUGUCCUACAACUGAAACUGAAGUGGAAGUGUUCAAUACAAAAGCAACUGAAUGUGCUUCAACUGAAUCUGAAGUGGAAGUGACAGAUAAUAAAACAAAGGAAAGUGCCCUUGUGUUAAAUUCAGUGAACGAUAUUACAGCAAAGGAAAGUGUAUUACAGGAUAGUGUCAUGAUGAAAAGUUCAGGGAAAUACAGUAAAUUAGAAGAAAAAGAAUUAAAGGAAUUUUCUUUUGUUGAAACUUUGAUGGAAGAUACUAAAACAGAAGAAAUUAUAGUGGAGAGAACUUGCAAAGACACUCCUAAAGCAGAUAAGACUAAUACACAAAAUACUAUGAGAAAUACAGUUUAUGAAAACGUUGCAGACAUGAAAGCAUAUGAAUAUGCAAUAGUAACAAAAUCCUCAAGUAAAGCAGUACUUAAAUCUGAUAAAUUGAAAACUCCUGAAGUGAAGACUGUAACCAACUUUCUGAAAAAUUCAAAUAUGGAGACUACAUUAGAAAAAGAAAAAGAGAAAACUUUGAAUCCAAAUACAGAUACUUGCGUCAGAAUGAAUGUAGAAAGUAUAAACCUGGCAUCAGGCCAGGGAAAUGAGUCAAUUUGUGUAAAUUCUGUUUCAACUCAGUUUACACAGGCUUCAGCAGAUUUGAUCACAAAUACAGGCGCAGAGGCCUCACACGUAAAUAGUCUUGAAUUAGAUAAGGAGGAGUGUGAAGAAAUUCUUCAUAAUAUCAACAAGAAUAUACAAGCUCUUCUACAUUCUCCUAUAUUCCAGACAGAAACCAAGUAUCAACAGUUGGUGAGACAAGUUCUUAACGUACUGGGAACAUCGGUUGAUGUUGUUGAGGUUGUGAUGACACUGAGAAAGAUGAAUCUGGAUAAAUUUACGAAAGAAAUCACAAACUUGGAGUCUCUUAUUAACAAAGAUUUUUCCCAAAGUUUAGCAGAAGCUGAUGACAAUGUUAUAGAUAUUAUUAAUAAAAAUAUAAAGAUGUUUUGUGAUGCACCAGGAUAUGAAAACAAUGAAACCCUGCAGAGAAAAGUAAGAACAGUUUUGAAUAUCCUAGUAGAAGCUGGAUCAGCAGAGGAUGUUUUAGAUAUGUUACAUCUGGAAGGUUUGCAAUAUUUUGCAGAGAACAAACCGAAGCAUUCUCAAACAGAAGAAAAUUCCAGAUCCAGAAGUAGGGGUCGGAGCAAAGAAGGGGUUCAUGUGACAUUUUUAUCUCCUGAGCCUAAAUCAAAAAUACAUUACAAUUCGAACUCUGUAAAUAAAAAGCAUCUAGAAAUGGGGGUUCAAAGCCCACCUCGUAUAGAACGUAACAAAGAGAGCAGAAAGGUGAAAAGGUUUACAAGAGUUAGCUCAGGCUCUAGAACCAGGCGAGGAACAUCAGAUGGGUCUGUGUUCGAUUCACUUUCAGAGGACUUGAAAGAACAAGCUGAAGAAUCUGAAUCAAAGCAAGACGAGUCGAAGAUUCAAAAUACGCUUGAGAGGAAAGUCCUCCUCGAUACAUCACCUAUUUCUCAUGCAGAACUAGAUAUUAAACAGAAAAAGUUUUCUCUUCAUCGAAGCUUUACAGAAGUGAUUAAAGACACUGAUGAAUAUAGAUCUGUGAAAAUGAAGAAAAAAUCAAUGAUUGAUGAUAAAAAUAGUAUUGUUUCGAAGAUAUUAAAGGAAAAAGCUAAGACUGAGAAUUUAAAUGAACAAAUUGAAGAUACAGAAAUUGCAGUUGAUGAUGUUAAUAUAGAAAACAGUGCGGCAUCGUUAGAAAUAUCUAAAGAGCCUCCUUGGCAAAAUAAUCCUAAAGAUAAUAAACACUUUGAAAAAAGAGAUAGAACUGAAAGUGUUUGUUCUGAAAACAUGCCUGACCUCUGCCCAAUUGAAAUAGAAGAAAAUCAGCAUAAUCUCACAAUAAUCCCUUCUAUUGAUCCAAAGCAUGAAUUAAAUAAUGAAGUACAAGUCCAAACACAUAAAAAUGUAAACCUAUUUGCUCUAACAAGUUUUGAUCAAGACGUGGAAUCGGAUGAUGACAUUUCAGAGGAUUCCAGAAGUAAUUCUGAAGGUUGCACUUCAAAUCCAAUAUUUCAGCGAUUCAACGAAACUAAAACGUUGGAAUCAAAAAUUACUGAAAAGCUUAACAGGUUAAUGGAGAUUUCUCUAUACGAGAUAGAUCAGGAAAGCAGUAAAAAUGAAUUUGUUAAAUUUGUCAUAAAUGAAGUUACUGCAUCUUUAAAUGUAAAAGGAGAGAACAAUAAUGACAGCUCCAGAACACUUAACAAGAUUCUUCAUCAUGUUUCUGAUGCUAGGGAGGGAGAGGAUAAGGAGACUGCAAAUGACAAUCUUGGAAAAGUUCAGGAGGUGCUUUUGCUUCCCGUUCCUGCUGAGGAAAUGAUCAGAAGAAUAACUAAAAUUGUUGCUCUUACUAAUACAGAAGACUAAACUCAACAGUCAUUUGUUUAAGGAUUGUGGCACCCCUGUGAUUCGCUGAUGUAAUUGUGUACUAACAAAUAUUUGAUUUUCUGUUCAAAUAAUGCAAAUAAAAUAGAAAAUAUUUA